AGCCGUUUACUUCCGCCACCGGCCGGAAGUGUGCUGCCACUGAAUGCCAAGGAGUUUCCAGUGGCUCCGCCGUGUAACCGGGGCUCCCUAUGGCGGCUUCCUUGGUGGGGAAGAAGAUCGUGUUUGUCACGGGGAACGCCAAAAAACUAGAGGAGUGCCGGAGUACCAGGGGGAGCCGGAUGAGAUUUCCAUACAGAAAUGUCAGGAGGCAGCUCGCCAGGUACAGGGGCCCGUGCUGGUUGAGGACACCUGUCUGUGCUUCAAUGCCCUCGGAGGGCUCCCCGGCCCCUACAUUCUCUCUGUUACCCAGGCUAGAGUGCAGGCGUGAUCAUGGCUCACUGCAGUCUCCACCUCCUAGGCUCAGAAAGUGGUUUCUGGAGAAGUUAAAGCCUGAAGGUCUCCACCAGCUCCUGGCCGGGUUCGAGGACAAGUCAGCCUACGCGCUCUGCACAUUUGCACUCAGCACAGGGCACCCGAACCAGCCUGUGCGUCUGUUCAGGGGCCGGACCUUGGGCCAGAUCGUGGCACCCAGAGGCUGCCGGGACUUUGGCUGGGACCCUUGCUUUCAGCCUGAUGGAUAUGAGCAGACGUAUGCAGAGAUGCCCAAGGCAGAGAAGAACGCCAUCUCGCAUCGCUUCCGGGCCCUGCUGGAACUGCAGGAGUACUUCGGCAGCGUGACUUCUGUGGCUGGAGGCGGUGCCUCGGGCCGAGGAUCUGGGGAGGGCUAGCCUGAAACCUCCUGGGUCCUUCAGGAUUUCCACUUCCUGGGGGUGUCGAGUAGCCUCACCAGCCUGUCUGGUGGAGCAGCUGGCUCUGCUCUGAGAAACUCUGGGCAAUUGGAUGCCAUUCUCUUGCCCUUAGGGAAGGUGCUGUCUCUUGCAGCCUCCAGGCCUGGGACCCUGAGAGGACCUUGGUUGGUAAAGCUGGACCUGCUGGAGUGAGGCUUUGGAGAGGAACCGUGCAAAUCGCCUCUGCUGUUUUUUAAAUGCAGCACAUCACAUUUCUGGGUGAGACUUGUUUCCAGAAUAAACCAGCUAUAUCUGUUUUGAA
This is a messenger RNA of Callithrix jacchus (white-tufted-ear marmoset), 1050 nucleotides long. It is a transcript of the gene ITPA, whose product is annotated as inosine triphosphatase. Gene Ontology annotation, cellular component: cytoplasm. Gene Ontology annotation, molecular function: nucleoside triphosphate diphosphatase activity. Gene Ontology annotation, biological process: nucleoside triphosphate catabolic process. Lineage: Eukaryota; Metazoa; Chordata; Mammalia; Primates; Cebidae. The record is from RefSeq and is a predicted model, not a curated record.